GCAUCCAGAGAGAGACUCUUUGAACUUUGGAUGCUUUAUUGUACAAAGAAAGAUCCAGAUUACCUGAAGAUGUGGUUGGAUAACUUUGUUUCUAGCUAUGAACAAUUCUUAGAUGUUGACUUUGAAAAACUGCCUACCAGGGUAGAUGAUGUGCCUCCAGGAAUAUCUCUGCUUCCUGACAAUAUUCUGCAGGUUCUGAGGAUCCAGCUGCUACAAUGUGUUCAGAAAAUGGCAGAUGGGUUAGAGGAGCAACAACAAGCCUUAUCACUUUUACUUGUCAAAUUCUUUAUUAUUCUUUGCAGAAAUCUAUCAAAUGUGGAAGAAAUUGGAACAUGCUCUUAUAUUAAUCAUGUUAUCACCAUGACAACACUCUAUAUUCAGCAAUUAAAAAGCAAAAAAAAAGAGAAGGAAAUGGCCGAUCAGACAUCAAUUGAAGAAUUUGUGAUCCAUGCAUUGGCAUUUUGUGAAAGUUUAUAUGAUCCAUAUAGAAAUUGGAGACAAAGAAUUUCAGGACGAAUCCUUAGUUCUGUGGAAAAGAGCAGACAGAAAUAUAAGCCAGCUUCUCUCACAGUGGAGUUUAUUCCUUUCUUUUAUCAAUGUUUUCAGGAAAGUGAACAUCUCAAGGAAAGUCUUAAGUGUUGCUUAUUGCAUCUCUUUGGAGCCAUUGUAGCCGGUGGGCAGAGAAAUGCUUUGCAAGCAAUUUCUCCAGCCACCAUGGAAGUUCUUAUGAGAGUUUUGGCAGAUUGUGAUUCCUGGGAGGAUGGAGAUCCUGAAGAAGUGGGUAGAAAGGUAGAACUAACUCUGAAGUGCCUUACAGAAGUGGUACAUAUUCUUCUCACUAGCAGUUCUGACCAGCGCCAAGUGGAAACCAGUACUAUUCUGGAGAACUAUUUUAAAUUGUUAAAUUUAGAUCAUUCAGCUUUACCCAAUCAAAGAAGAUCCAGACAGUGGGAAAGCCGGUUCAUAGCUCUGCAGAUCAAAAUGCUGAAUACCAUCACAGCCAUGUUGGAUUGCACAGACAGGCCUGUUCUUCAGGCCAUUUUUCUUAAUAGUAAUUGCUUUGAACAUCUCAUACGACUACUACAGAACUGCAAGCUGUUUUUAAAUGCUAAUAAUAAGGUGGCAGACAAGAACGAGAAAGAACUUGCCAACAAAUUACUGACAGAAAUGAAUGAGGACCAGGUGUUCCAGGGACAGUUGGAUUGUUUGGCGGUGUCAACCAUCCAAGCUUUGACAGCAAUAAUGAACAAAUCUCCAGCUGCUAAGGAAAUAUUUAAAGAAAGAAUUGGUUAUACACACAUGUUUGAAGUAUUAAAAUCUCUGGGUCAGCCUCCAUUGGAACUACUUAAAGAACUUAUGAACAUGGCUGUAGAGGGUGACCAUACUUCAGUUGGGAUUUUGGGCAUUAGUAAUGUCCAUCCUCUCUUGCUUCUUAUCCAGUGGCUUCCAGAGCUUGAAUCCCAUGACCUGCAAAUCUUCAUCUCUGAUUGGCUGAAGAAAAUUUGUUGUAUUAAUAGGCAGAGUCGAACUACAUGUGUCAAUGCAAACAUGGGAAUUAGGAUCAUUGAAACCCUUGAUUCCCAUUCUUCCCUUCAUCGAAUUUGUGCUGAGAACUUGAUUGCAAUCUAUGGUUCCUUGGGGAGUCAGUCAGUGAGCUCAGAAGAAAUCCGUAGCUUGCUGAGAUUGCUCAGGGUGGAUCAAUCUGAGUUUAUUCAUCCUUAUACCACUGCUGUGACUCGAGCGAUACUGACAAUGGCCCGAAAACUUAGUCUAGAAAGUGCACUGCAGUAUUUUAAUUUGUCACAUAGUAUGGCAGGAAUUUCUGUGCCCCCCAUACAGAAAUGGCCAGGGUCUGCCUUUUCUUUCAGUGCUUGGUUUUGUUUAGAUCAGGAUCAGUUGACUCUUGGUGUUGCUAACAAAGGAGGAAAAAGAAAACAAUUAUACAGCUUUUUUACAGGAAGUGGCAUGGGUUUUGAAGCUUUUAUUACCCAUUCAGGUAUGUUGGUUGUGGCAGUGUGCACCAGAAGAGAAUAUGCAACAGUUAUGCUUCCUGACCACAGUUUCUGUGAUUCCCUCUGGCACAACGUAACUAUUGUUCACAUGCCUGGAAAAAGACCCUUUGGUCAGAGUCUUGUUUAUAUCUAUGACAAUGGACAACAGAAGGUUUCUGCCCCUCUCAGAUUUCCUGCCAUGAAUGAGUCUUUUACUUCCUGUUGUAUUGGUUCAGCUGGGCAAAGAACCACCACUCCUCCACCAUCUCAAAUUCCAGAUCCACCAUUUUCUUCUCCCAUUACCCCUCAUCGGGCAUCAUUUGGUGGAAUUCUAUCAUCAGCCUCCUGGGGAGGAGCAACUGAAAAAUCAAAAUUAGUUACCAAAUUGAUAUCAGCUGGAACCCAAGACAGUGAAUGGGGAUGUCCCACAUCCCUGGAGGGUCAGCUAGGGUCUGUUAUUAUCUUUUAUGAAGCACUGCAGCCUCCUCAAGUGAAAGCAUUGUAUUUAGCAGGUCCAAAUUGUUUAAGCCCUUGGAAAUGUCAAGAGAAUGACAUGGCCGACCUGCCUGGUAACAUCCUUCUUCACUACACAGCAAAGGCUUGCAAAAAUUCAAUCUGCCUUGAUUUAUCUACUAAUUGUUUGCAUGGAAGAUUAACAGGAAACAAAGUAGUGAACUGGGAUAUUAAGGACAUCAUCAACUGCAUAGGUGGAUUAAAUGUACUCUUUCCUUUAUUGGAACAAAUAAGCCACUUUAGUGAAGGACCAAUUCCUGAAGGAAUGGAUGAAAGCAUAGUUCCUGAAUUGAUAACACCUGUAGAGGGAGAUUGUAUGUUACUGACCUCCACAAAAGCAUCAGAGUCAAGACUAGAGAAAAAUCUGGUUGCAACAUUUAUCUUGAUUAUAAAGCACUUUAUUCAGAGACAUCCCAUCAACCAGGAUAAUCUUAUUCACUCCCAUGGAGUUGCAACUCUUGGUGCCUUACUUCAGAAGGUACCAGGCACCUUAAUGGAUGUCAAUGUAUUGAUGGCAAUUCAAUUACUAAUUGAACAGGUAUCAUUAGAGAAAAAUAUGCCACUCCUGCAACAAAUGUAUCAGUAUUUACUCUUUGACUUCCGUAUUUGGAAUCGAGGAGAUUUUCCCUUUCGAAUUGGUCAUAUACAAUAUCUUUCAACCAUCAUUAAAGAUAGCAGGAGAAUUUUCCGAAAGAAAUAUGGUGUGCAGUUUCUCCUUGAUACACUUAGGAUUUAUUAUGGGAGUAGUUAUAAAUGUAAUGAGCUAUCUCUUGAUGACAUUCGAACAAUAAGGACAUCUUUGUAUGGACUAAUUAAAUAUUUUCUAUGCAAGGGUGGAACUCAUGAAGAGAUACAAAGCAUAAUGUGUUACAUAGCUGCUACUAAUGAAGAAGAACAGCUCUUGGGAAUUUUGGAUGUACUCUUCAGUCUCCUGUGUACCAGCCCAACUAGAGGUCAGCUUUUCUUGCUGCUGUUUGAACCAGGAAAUGCUGACAUACUUUAUGCCUUGCUGUUAAAUCAGAAGUACUCUGACAGACUAAGAGAAAUCAUUUUUAAGGUUAUGGAACAGAUGUUGAAAUGCACAAAUGUUUAUGAACGUAGUAAACAACGUAUUCGACUUAGAGAAGUUGGAUACUCAGGAUUGGGACUCCUCCUUAAUGAAGCAUCAAUUAAUACUUCUCUCAUUAAAAACCUUACCAAUCAAAUCAUAAAUACAGAUCCUGUUACUAAUUUCAAAGAUCUGUUAUCUGUGGUUUAUAUAUCUCACAGGACAUAUGUAAAUGUCAGAGUGGUCCUCUGCAGAAAGAUUUUACAGAUUUUGCAGUCCCAGCCAGAUGCAGCACAUCAGAUGUCACAACAAGUGGGUUGGCAAGACACCCUAGUUAGACUUCUUUUAAAAGAAAAUUUUGAAAAUGAAAAUUCUCUUCAUAAACACAGCAGGGCUGUUUUAAUGAAAGAAAAUAAAAAUAUGUCAACUGAUGAUAUUAAGAGGAACUUCGAUGAAAAGACAGAUGAGGAAAAACUCAACUCUUUUGCUUCAGCUAGUGUGUCUUCAGAUCAGUGGAGUUUGGAGGAUAGACACUCUCUAGAUUCAAAUGCACCAUUGUUUCAAGAAGAUAGUUCUGUGGGAGAAUUGUCUUUCAAGUCAGAGAAUCAGAAAGAAUUCUGGCAUGGUAACCCUUCACAUUUGAGUUUAGAUCUCACUGGAGUUGAUUCAUACGAACUGAGUGAUAGUGGAAAUCAAAUGCCGGAUAGCCUACCUAGCACGCCAUCCCCAAUAGAGUCUACUAAAUCAUUUUCUGUUCAGUCUGACAAAGAGAGUAGCAUCACAAGUGAUAAUGGCUUUAAUGACGACUUCUCUUUACUUGAAAGCCAAGAGAGAUGUGAGGAGGAGCUUCUUCAGUUGGUGACAGAUAUUUUAAGUUAUGUAUUGUGUAAGGGACUAGAAAAGUCUGAUGAUGAUACUUGGACUGAACGGGGACAAGUAUUUUCAGCACUAACUAAACCAGGAAUAUCCAAUGAGCUACUUCGACCAUCAGAUGAAAUAAAACUAAUUUUACUACAGAAGAUGUUAGAGUGGGCGGUCACAGAAAACAGAGAAACAAAAGCUAAUUCUGUAACUGCUGAAAAUGCCUUCCGACUCAUGAUGAUCGUACAGGACUUUCUGCAGUCAGAGGGACUAGUUAACUCAAGCAUGUGGACUGAGAAGCUUUUAGAGGAUAUCAUGCUGCUCUUUGAUUCUCUGUCAGUCUGGUAUUCUCAGAAUCCAGCGUGGGUAAAGCUCUCUCAAAUUCAGAUUCAGAUGCUUCUGGGAUUCAUUGGAAGGGGCAGUUUGCAGGUUUGUGCAAUGGCAUCAGCUAAGCUAAAUACCCUUCUUCAAACCAAAGUGAUUGAAAAUCAGGAUGAAGCAUGUUACAUUUUAGGGAAGCUGGAAAAUGUUCUCAGUCAGUCAAUCAAGGAACAGACUGAAAUCUACUCAUUUCUGAUUCCCCUUGUCCGAACUCUGGUUUCCAAAAUUUAUGACCUUCUCUUCAUGAAUUUGCACCUGCCUUCUUUACCUUUUACCAAUGGUAGUUCCUCAUUUUUUGAAGAUUUUCAAGAAUAUUGCAGUUCAAAUGAAUGGCAAGUUUACAUUGAAAAAUAUAUUAUACCUUAUAUGAAGCAGUAUGAAGCUCAUACAUUUUAUGAUGGUCAUGAGAACAUGGCACUUUACUGGAAGAAUUGUUAUGAAGCCCUAAUGGUAAAUAUGCAUAAACGAGACCGGGAAGGAGGAGAAAGCAAGCUCAAGUUUCAGGAGUUUUUCGUGGAACCAUUUAAUCGAAAAACACGCCAGGAGAACUUGCGGUAUAAUAAUAUGCUUAAACAACUAAGCAGUCAACAGUUAGCCUGUCUUAGACACUGGAAGGCAGUGCGACUCUAUCUUACAUGUGAAAGGGGACCUUGGGCUGAAAGGAAACAGAAUCCAAUUCACUGGAAACUAGCUAAUGUGGAAAAUUAUUCCCGAAUGAGACUUAAACUGGUGCCAAAUUACAAUUUCAAAACCCAUGAGGAAGCUAGUGCCUUGAGAGAUAAUUUAGGUGUCCAACACUCACAGCCUUCCAGCGAUUCAUUGCUUUUGGAAGUAGUGAAACAAGUUAAGGUUAGUGAUAUGGAAGAAGAUAAAUUAGAACUUCUUGAAGAGGACAUAACAGCAAGAAUAAAUAUUGAUGAGAAAGAAGAGCAGGAUCAAAAAGAAAAAUUGGUGUUGACAGAAGACUGUGAAUUGAUUACAAUAAUUGAUGUAAUUCCUGGCAGAUUAGAAAUCACUACACAACACAUUUACUUCCAUGAUGGCAGCAUUGAAAAAGAAGAUGGAGUAGGUUUUGAUUUCAAGUGGCCUCAUUCUCAAAUUCGUGAGAUUCACUUACGGCGCUACAACUUAAGGAGAUCAGCUCUUGAGAUUUUUCAUGUUGAUCAAUCCAACUAUUUUCUAAAUUUCAAGAAGGAGGUUAGAAACAAAGUGUAUAGUAGGCUGUUGUCACUUCAUUCUCCAAAUAGUUAUGGAACAAGAUCACCACAGGAAUUAUUCAAAGCAUCAGGAUUGACACAGAAAUGGGUGAACAGAGAGAUAUCAAAUUUUGACUACCUCAUUCAAAUAAAUACAAUAGCAGGACGAACCUAUAAUGACCUUGCACAAUAUCCUGUGUUUCCUUGGAUUUUACAAGAUUAUACUUCAGAAGAGUUGGAUCUUAAUAACCCCACUGUAUUUCGAGAUCUUUCCAAACCAAUUGGAGUAGUUAAUGAUAAAAAUGCCAAAGCUAUGAGAGAAAAAUAUGAAAAUUUUGAGGAUCCUAUGGGAACAAUUGAUAAAUUUCAUUAUGGAACUCACUAUUCAAACUCUGCGGGGGUCAUGCACUAUCUCAUUCGUGUAGAACCAUUCACCACCCUCCACAUCCAGCUUCAGAGUGGAAGGUUCGACUGUGCAGAUCGACAGUUUCAUUCCAUCCCUGCUACCUGGCAAGCUCUCAUGGAUAAUCCAUAUGAUGUGAAAGAACUUAUUCCUGAAUUCUUCUAUUUUCCAGAGUUUUUGGAAAAUCAAAAUCAAUUUAACUUGGGUCGUCUACAAGUUUCCAGAGAACUAGUAAAUAAUGUCAUCCUUCCCAAGUGGGCUAAGUCAGCUGAAGAUUUCAUCUGUAAACAUAGGAAAGCUCUGGAAUCGGAGUAUGUUUCAGCUCAUCUUCAUGAAUGGAUAGAUCUCAUUUUUGGUUAUAAACAGAGGGGACCAGCUGCAGUGGAGGCACUCAAUGUUUUUUAUUACUGUAGUUAUGAAGGAGCUGUGGAUCUGGACGCCUUAACAGACGAAAAAGAAAGAAAAGCCUUAGAAGGAAUGAUUAACAACUUUGGGCAAACACCUUGCCAAUUGUUAAAGGAGCCACACCCUCCUAGAUUAUCAGCAGAGGAAGCAAUACAGAAGCAGACCAAAACAGAUGCUUCAACCCUAAACCUAUUUCAACACCUCCCUGAACUCAAGUCAUUUUUUAUAGAGGGAAUUAGUGAUGGUAUUCCACUAUUAAAAGCCAUUGUCCCCAAAAAUCAGUCUCGUUCUUUCAUGUCUCAAGGCAGUCCUGAGUUACUGAUAACAGUAAGCAUGAAUUAUGUUAUUGGAACUCAUGGAUGGCUGCCUUACGAUAGAAGCAUUUCUAAUUACUUUACAUUCAUCAAGGAUCAAACUGUGACAAAUCCAAAAACUCAGCGUAGUAUGAAUGGUCCUUUUGCUCCCGGGCUGGAGAUCACUUCUAAGCUAUUUGUAGUAUCACAUGAUGCAAAGUUGCUCUUCAGUGCUGGACACUGGGAUAACAGCAUUCAAGUGAUGUCACUUGCAAAAGGCAAAGUUAUCUCCCACAACAUCAGACAUAUGGAUAUUGUGACUUGCUUAGCUACAGAUUACUGUGGAAUACAUUUGAUUUCUGGUUCCAGAGAUACCACUUGUAUGAUAUGGCAAAUAAUACAACAGGGAGGCGCGCCUGUGGGCUUAGCAUCUAAACCUUUUCACAUUCUUUAUGGACACACUGAUGAGGUAUUGAGUGUUGGCAUCAGCACUGAACUAGACAUGGCAGUGUCAGGAUCAAGGGAUGGCACCGUGAUUAUACAUACCAUUCAGAAAGGUCAGUACAUGAGGACUUUACGACCACCAUGUGAGAGUUCUCUAUUCCUGACCAUUCCCAACUUGGCUAUAUCUUGGGAAGGAUAUAUUGUAAUCUACUCUAGCAGUGAAGAACCGACCAUCCUCAAGGAUAAGAAUGCAUUACACUUGUUUUCUAUAAAUGGCAAGUAUCUAGGGUCUGAAGUCCUAAAGGAACAAAUAUCAGAUAUAUGUAUAAUUGGAGAACACAUCAUCACAGGCAGCUUACAGGGAUUCCUGUCUAUAAGAGAUCUCCACAGUUUGAAUCUCAGCAUCACUCCAUUAGCCAUGCGAUUGCCUAUCCAUUGUGUUUGUGUAACCAAAGAAUACAGCCAUAUUCUUAUAGGUUUAGAAGAUGGCAAAUUGAUUGUAGUGGGUGUUGGCAAGCCAGCCGAGAUGCGCUCAGGUCAGCUUUCUCGAAAAUUGUGGGGAUCUAGCAAGCGACUCAGCCAGAUUUCAGCUGGAGAAACUGAAUAUAAUACUCAAGAUUCCAAGUGAUUAUUAUUUCCAUCUUCUGUGAUAAAUAACUGAAACUUGAUUGAUUGCUUUGUCACUUUAACCACAUCUCUCAACUUUCUGAAAGGUUUUAAGGUCUGUUUGUCCCUGAAAAUAAUUUUAGGGAAUGCCACGAUUUGGUAUGGAGUAUAUAAAGAUGUAGGUUGUAUUCUUAUCCUUUUUAAA
Molecule: messenger RNA, 8346 nt
Organism: Marmota flaviventris (yellow-bellied marmot)
Lineage: Eukaryota; Metazoa; Chordata; Mammalia; Rodentia; Sciuridae
Source: RefSeq, a predicted model, not a curated record